Lactuca saligna is the source of this 561-nucleotide messenger RNA. The record is from the annotation of a GenBank genome assembly. NCBI's taxonomy places the organism in Eukaryota, Viridiplantae, Streptophyta, Magnoliopsida, Asterales, Asteraceae.
AUGUUUGUGGACAUUGUGGUCUACUUUGUUGGCACUGCUGUAGGGGUGGAUAGCAAUCUCCAUGAAGAAGCUGACUUAGUUGUUGAACAUGGAAAACCGGUAAAUGACCAUAACACCCCUGAUCUAAAUUUUCCGGACACUGUUGUCCCUGGCAUGCCUGAAUUUGAUCGGAAACUUGGUGCACCUGCAAAAAGGAUGGCUCCGUUGGUGACCUUGCAGAAGAAGGUGUAUAUGUCAAUACUAAGAAGAGAGCUUCCUAAGCUUCUAGCAUUGUCUUCUGGAACUUGUAGUCAUCAAUCCUUGGAGAAUAUUGUGAGCCAACAUCUCUCCUUCUAUGCUUACUAUCAUGAACAUUUAGCAGGUAGUCAUCCUCACCUCUUUGCUGGUAUAGAGCCAGAACCAUAUGAAGAGGGUGAACACUUGGUUCAGGCAAGUGGAAAACUGGUAGUCUUAGACCAGCUACUUCAGAAGCUACAUACGUCUGGACACCGUGUUCUUCUGUUUGCACAGAUGACACAUACACUUGAUGUCUUACAGGUUUACUUCAUUAUCUUUUCAUAA